Molecule: messenger RNA, 1146 nt
Organism: Malassezia japonica
Lineage: Eukaryota; Fungi; Basidiomycota; Malasseziomycetes; Malasseziales; Malasseziaceae
Gene: ATG15
Product: triacylglycerol lipase
Exons: 2
Coding region: 1-1146 (381 amino acids)
Biological process (GO): neutral lipid catabolic process; multivesicular body membrane disassembly; piecemeal microautophagy of the nucleus
Cellular component (GO): membrane
Molecular function (GO): glycerophospholipase activity
Source: RefSeq, a predicted model, not a curated record
AUGGGCUUGCAACGAGGCGUGUGGCUGCUGCUGGCCCUAGUGGCCGCGGCGCUGCUCUUGCUCCCGUCGGAGCGUGUGCAUACGACACAGACUGAAGUGAAGCGUGUACAUAGACUGAAGGAUGUGCGGGGUUUCCUCGCACAGCGCACGAAAAAUGCGCUGUACUCCGUGAACGAGCCGGGGGCGUGGGAGGCGGUGGACGUCGUCGCGCCCAACGUAACCGACCGCGAAACGCUGCUUAUGCUGGCACACAUGGCGACGCAGGCCUACUACAAGAUACCCGCUCCGAUUCCGAACGCGCCGCAGUGGAAAUGGUCCUCCGCGUUUGGAUGGGAGCAAGAGGGGCUGCGUGGCCACAUCUUUGCCACGGAGAACAACCGCACGGUGGUCGUCGCGCUGAAAGGAACCAGCGCCUCGUUCCUCCCUGGCGGAGAUACCGGUGGGCGCGACAAGGACAAUGACAACCUCUUGUUCUCGUGCUGCUGCGCGGCCGUGUCCAAGGCCUGGACGCCGGUGUGUGGGUGUGCCGGUGCGGACAACCAGUGCGACGCGUCGUGCGUCGGCCGCGCGCUGAUUGAAAAGUCGCUGUACUACCCCGCGGCGACCGACAUGUACAACAACAUCUCCUACUUUUACCCCGACAGCCAGCUGUGGAUCACCGGGCACAGCCUCGGCGGUGUCCUGGCGAGCUUCUUGGGCAUGACGUUUGGCGUGCCCGCCAUCGCAUUCGAGUCGCCGGGCGACCGCCUCGCGGCGUCGCGGCUGCACCUCCCGCUCCCACCCGCCGAGUGGUCGGACGAGGAGGCGUACGCCAUGGCGCCCGUCACGCACGUCUACCACACGGCCGACUCGCUGGCGACCGGGCAGUGCCAGGGCCCGACGUCCAUCUGCAGCCGCACGGGCUUUGCGAUGGAGACCAAGUGCCAUGCUGGGCAGAGUAUCGUGUACGACACGGUGCGGUACCUCGGCUGGUCCGUCGGCGUGCUGCCCCAUCGCAUCACCUAUGUCAUUUCCGAGCUCCUCUCGGAGGACUGGGACAAGCGCGCGGCGCGCGGCGGGCGCGCCGCGCCCGACGACCUCGGCGCGGUGCCGCGCCCUGGGCGCGAGUCUAUGUGCCAGGAUUGUAGCAAUUGGCAAUUUAUGUAG